This is a messenger RNA of Fusarium keratoplasticum, 3621 nucleotides long. RefSeq lists its product as uncharacterized. The record is from RefSeq and is a predicted model, not a curated record. Lineage: Eukaryota; Fungi; Ascomycota; Sordariomycetes; Hypocreales; Nectriaceae. The transcript is spliced from 7 exons. Gene Ontology annotation, molecular function: DNA-binding transcription factor activity, RNA polymerase II-specific; zinc ion binding; pyridoxal phosphate binding. Gene Ontology annotation, biological process: biosynthetic process; regulation of DNA-templated transcription; amino acid metabolic process. Bases 1 to 3621 code for a protein of 1206 amino acids.
AUGGGAUCAACGGCCGCACCCAGCAGAGUCAAGAAGACAGACAUCACGCGCAGGCGGACUGGCUGCCAAACAUGCCGACACCGGCGGCGAAAGUGUGAUGAAACGCGGCCCAAGUGUUUAUCCUGUGUCCAGAGAGGCGUCGAAUGCGGCGGCUACGAGCGCCGCAUCGCCUUCAAGGAUGUCUCGGCCGCCACCGCUGACUACUCCAAAAGGAUCGAAGAGGCCCGAUGGUCGGCACUGCGACUCCGGGAUGCGAAUAAGAAGAGGGUGAGGGGGAAGCACCCCGCCGCUGAGCCUCUGAUGCAGUGGGAUGGUGAGGCAAAUGCCCAGCAACAGCUCGAACAAGACGACGACGACGACGGCCAGGCGGACUUGGAGCUGAGCAUGGGCGGAGCUUCUGAUCCCGAGAGUCAGUCUUCACUUCUUCAAUCUCAAGCUCCAGCAGCAACACCCGCUCUUGAUUGCCAGCAACUGGAGCAAGACACGCGCGCAACAGAAGACUCCUUGGACGCGGCAUUUUCACCCCCCAGAGUCAAUUUCGACACCGCUCUCGACUUUCUAGUCCAGACUCCCUUUACGGGGGCUCAAGGCGAAGCGACUCCAACCGACCAGGUCGAUGAUGCAUGCACGGUCCUGACUUCACCAUUCCCAAUGCCUUUGGCCAUGGAGGAAGCCAACGAUGAGCCCUUUGAGCCUAUUCACGGUGAAGAUGAGGCGUCUAUGAUAAAUCUCUCGCUCAAAUUCGGGAUGCAUGGUCGGCAAAGCUUCCAAGACAAUGGUGGUUUGCGGGAUGGCUUGGCGCUGGCCUCACUGCCAUGGGGCAACGUCUUGGUAACCAGGGAAGACGACCAGCCAACACCGCUCGACAUGCCGCCAUGCCCUCAUCCUGCUCAGACGCCCAGUCUUAAACUUCCCACAGAGGAUAUCCUCCUACAAAACUAUGAAAUCCACCUAGCGCCAACGAUCUUUGGAGAAGGGACACCUCUAAACAUGCUCCAAGCGGGCAACUCCCUUCGUGCAGCAGCGCUCGCACUUUCGGUCAGCCAUAUGGAACUGGGCCACGAUUCCAUCACCCAGUCACUGCGUCUCUCUCCAAGCGAUGGCUCACGCUACUACGACCUCGCCAUGAGGGACAUGGCCCAUCGGCUAGAGCAGCCAGGCCGGCACCACGACGAGCAGCUAGUCGGCACUACGCUUCUCCUAGCCUACCGCGAUCUGACAGUUGGAUCAAUUCGGGACGUUCAACACCACUUGCGCAAGCUUCAAUCCAUAAUGUCCAAUUCUAAACGGAUAUCAGCUCACGCCAUGACCUUGUUCAAGGCAUCCCGCAUACUACAGUACGACUUUAGGCUGACGCGGAAUCCCACACGAAAGUCUACCACAGCCUUUGAUGCGUCAGAGCUCCAAGUGCUUCUUGACCCGCAGCUUGCGAUCCGCGAUAUACUGGCUCGCCUCACUCACCUGUAUGGGCGCUACUCGAUGGAGGCGUCAUUUCGUACUGAUGAUGGUGGCUACGGCGAGGUCGGGGCCUCCUCCAAAGCUGUUCAGUGGAUACAGCAGAUGCUCAACCGCCAGUGUGACUUUCACCAGUUUCAGCAGAGAGAUUAUCACGAUCAAGAUCUGACGGAAGAGGAGUUACAAGAUCAAUUUGAUAUCCUAUCUCAGCGUCUCGAUGUGUGGCACCAUGGCCUCUGUGAUCACGACAUGCCCCGACCUAAUCUUGGGACAGAGGAAGAUUUCAUAGUCGCGAAUCCCCUCGGCACGAUCAUGACCUUUCGAUUCGCAAGCGAGCACAAAGCCGUGGACUACUUGCUCUAUCUUCUCUCACGGCUCAUCUGUAGCCGCUUACAGAGCAUCUUGAGAGGCAAGAGGACCAACGCCCGCGGUCAAGCUUGGGGCAGGGUCAUGCUCGGCGUAAUGGCGUCGAUGGACGUCGACAGGCAGAAGAUCUCGUUCCAUAGUAUAGAGGACCUGCUGCUUACCAUGAUUGAGGUGAGCGAGGGGACUGAUCUCCCCAUGGCUAUCCUGCACACCUUUAUUCCUCGGUUCUCCUCGUCCUGCUGGAACUCACAAGGAGCGGCCUCUUGGGCUUUUGUUCGGCAAACCGCCGAGCUCGUAAUUCGUGAGAGGCUCUGUGGCAAGGACGUUUGGUCUUUGUUGGUGGCCAGAGAUGACUAUGAGACUGAUAAGGAUUGCAGCAACACAAUGCCACCUCUUCCUCCUUCCCGCCGCGGAGAGCGCAACGUUCAUGAGCAUCUCAUGAUUGAUCUCAGCCGCGAGGUGGAAAAGAAUGCAUACCAUCAUAUCAAGAACCCCAAUGGAAUCAUCGAUCUGGGCUCGGCCGUCAAUUACAACAUGCGAGAUGUGCUGGGGCCUUGGGUCCAGCGUCGCUUGAGCAAGAAACAGAUCAGAGAAUCUCUCGAUUACAACGACACUCAAGGCAGCCCGGAGCUUCUGCAGGCUGUUUCCGGUUUCGUAAACCUCUUCUUCCGAUGUCGCUACCCGCUAGUCCCCUCCAACGUGCUCGCCGCCAACGGCUGCACUAGCUUGCUCGACUCCCUAGCAUUCAGCAUCGCGGAUGAAGGGGAUGUCAUCCUCCUGCCGACACCGAGCUAUGGGAUGUUUGCCCAUGACCUGACGGCCAGGACUGGAGUUCGCCUUGUUCAUGUUCCGUGCGAUGACAUUCCUCAGGAUCGGUUCACGGCAGAUGCACCUCUCGACGACUCAAGCUGGAGCUCCCUUCUUGCGCGCCGCCUGGAGAGUUAUAUAACACAGGAGCGUGCUCAAGGAUCUAAAGUAGCAGCUGUCCUUCUCACCAAUCCCGAAAACCCUCUGGGUCGUUGCUACAGUCCCGAUGUCCUUUUACAAGUGUCCCAGGUCUGCGGGCUGCACCAGGUUCAUCUAAUCGUUGAUGAGAUAUACGCCUUUACUGGGGGCAAUGACUUUACCAGCAUCCUGAGUCUCGACACCGCUAUGAACCGUGAGAACGUCCACGUCUUGUGGGGGAUGAGCAAGGAUUUUGGCCUCGGUGGUCUGAGGCUGGGAUUCCUCUUCACAUACAACAAACGAUUAUAUGAGACCAUGAGGACCCUGAGUAUGUUCGGUUGGGUUUCCGCCUUCAGCGCCAAGGUCAGCACCGAGGUCUUGUCCGAUCAUGACUAUCUGUCACGGCAGUUCUUUCCGUUGCUUCAACAGAGGUUACUCGGUAGGAGGAGGAACGUCACGAGCCGUCUUGCCAAACUUGGAGUACCUUUUAUUACCCCACAAGCCGGGUUCUUCAUCUUCAUAAACUUGUCAACGUGGAUGAAGUGCUUGUCUAUUGACGAUCCAAAGGAAGACUUGGAGUUGAAGCUUCUCCGUCACUUGAUGGCUCAUCAGGUUUCCUUGGAACCUGGGCAGGCGUUUUUCUCUUGCUCUCGCGGCUGGUUUCGCUUAAACUAUGGUGUCGAGGAGGCUGUUCUUGAACUUGGGCUUCGUCGGCUCGAACACGCGUUGGGAGUUUUGGAGGACGACGGGUUGACUUUAUGCGAUUCAGUGGCUGAUACGCCUGGCGAGAAGGAGAAGGGUAACAAGAGUCAUAUGAAGAACUGGGCCAUGUCAUCUUUCUUUUAUAGCACGUAG